AUGGCUCGAUACUCCUACCAGUUUCCAAAAAGAGAAAAUCUUCUCCGUUUUCAAAAAGAAGAGGAAGAUAAUCUCUUAAAGGCCAUCCCCUUGUUCUGCUUUCCUGAUGGGAACAACUGGGCCCCUCUGAAUGAAUAUACAAGUGAAACAUUUUCGUUUGUCCUGACAAAUAUUGAUAGCAGCAGGAAAUUUGGCUACUGUAGACGACUUUUGCCUGCAGGGAAAGGAUCUCGUCUACCAGAGGUUUACUGCAUUAUCAGUUGUCUUGGCUGCUUUGGAUUAUUUGCAAAGAUACUUGAUGAGGUUGAGAAGAGAAGGCAAAUUGCUACAGCGGUGAUAUACCCAUUUAUGCAGGGGCUACGUGAAGCUACUUUUCCAGCUCCUGGGAAAACUGUCAAGAUAAAGAGUUUCAUUCCAGAAUCUGGGACAGAGAUAAUUGAACUAACACGGCCUCCAGAUUCCCGACUGGAACAUGUUGAUUUCAAAACACUCAUUGGGUGUUUAAGUUGCAAAAAUAUAUUGAAAGUUUUUGCCUCUGUUGUAUUAGAGAGGCGAAUUAUAUUUAUUGCACAGGAUCUAAGCAUUUUAUCUCAGUGUAUACAUGCUGUUGCAGCUCUCCUCUAUCCUUUCACAUGGGAACAUACGUAUAUACCUGUCUUACCAAAGGUUUUACUGGACACAGUGUGUUGCCCAACGCCUUUCAUGGUGGGGAUUCAAAAUCAGUUUCUAAAUCAGGUUUUAGACCUGCCCAUGGAAGAGGUUCUCUUGGUAGAUUUGUGUAAAAAAGAACUCCUGAAAACGGUUGGAGAUGAAGAUGAUAUAUUACCUACAAAAUUGCAAGAUCAGAUGCUCUCGUCCCUGAAGACGCAACAAACUAAAGAACAGACAUCAGACGAGAUAAAUAAGACCAUGUCUGACACGUUCAUGCAGUUCUUUGUAAAGACAGUGGGGCAUUACAGCUCUCAUUUCAAAGAACAGAAAGGAGGCAAACGAGUUUUCCAAGAGAAGGCCUUCGUAAAUGCUGUGCACUCAAAGAGCAUACGCAGGUUCCUCAAGAGUUUUGUCAAGACACAGAUGUUCUCAAUAUUGAUACAGGCAGCUGAAAAAAACACCACAAUGCCAAAAGGAUAUUUUCAGCAGAAGGUUCAAGAAUUCCACGAACUGAAGAAAUCAAAAUAGAUAAAAGAACUUUAAGUGAAUCUGAAGCAAAGGAAUCUGUGAAAUUGCACUGUAAAUGAACUCCUGCUUGCACAACAAACAUACUAUA
Molecule: messenger RNA, 1267 nt
Organism: Bombina bombina (fire-bellied toad)
Lineage: Eukaryota; Metazoa; Chordata; Amphibia; Anura; Bombinatoridae
Gene: DENND2D
Product: DENN domain containing 2D
Exons: 12
Coding region: 1-1179 (392 amino acids)
Cellular component (GO): nucleoplasm; cytosol
Source: RefSeq, a predicted model, not a curated record